CCAUUUAUUUCAAGUUAAGCCUGUUCGAGCUUUGAUCCUAAUAAGAAUAUUCUAAAAAUAGUUAACUGAACUGAACAUUGGAUUGAAGUGUCUUGACGAACAUAGCAUAAUCUCAAUUACUUCAAGCCUAACCCCACUCAAUUCAUCCUCACGCUUGGCCUUGAACCCUACUUUUUGAAUGAGAGAUAGACAACUGUGACAGAGUUAAUGCUGAGUCACUUGGUUGUGGGCCUGGACUUGAACCCACCGUAUUCAUUCAGCACGAGAUAGAGACGGCGAUAGGUCACCGGAGUAAAAGAAAUGCCUAACAAAGCCGACGAAGUAGAGCGUCAGAGGAAACUGGAAGAAGCCUUAGAAGUUCAAGCCUUAAGGCGCAUCAUCAACGCGUACCUCAACUAUCCUGAAGCUUCGGAGGAGGAUGUAAAAAGAUAUGAAAGAUCAUUCAGAAAAUUACCACAACCACACAAGGUUAUCUUAUCUCAUCUUCCUGCGAAGUUUCAGAAACUACGAUGGUGUAUUGCUCAAAAUUCAUAUUUCAUAUUUGAGAUGCUGAAGGCAUUUGAGCCCCCACUAGAUCUUAGCCUGGAUACUGAUAUUUGUGAAGAGCAGCAUCAGGAUAUCAUUAGAACUAGAGGUGAUAGAUUGGACUGUCAAGAAUCUGUUAAAGCAAUAGCCACAGAUCAUGACAAUGGUACCCCUGGGGCAUGUGUUGUCAAUAAGGAGGAUAAAACUGAGCAUUCAAAUGAGUUGAGUGGUGUGAGUUUUACCGUUGGUCUGAAACAUCCUGGCGCUGAUUGUGGUACAGAUUUCCAAGGGCCUGACAAACAUUAUCCUUCUGGGCGUAGCAAUGAGCAUAUUUCUUCAUCCUCUCCUCAAGGGUUGAGCCCAUCGUCACAGUCACAUGUUCCAUUAGUAGAUGUAGAUAAGGUCAGGUGUAUUAUAAGAAAUAUUGUAAGAGAUUGGGCAGCUGAGGGGCAAAAGGAAAGAGAUCAGUGCUACAAGCCAAUUUUAGAAGAACUUGAACAAUUGUUUCCUAAUCGUAGUAAAGAAAGUCCUCCAACUUGCUUAGUUCCUGGUGCUGGACUUGGAAGGCUUGCUUUAGACAUUUCAUGUCUUGGAUUUGCAAGUCAAGGAAAUGAAUUUUCAUACUACAUGAUGAUCUGUUCCAGUUUUAUCCUUAACACCACUCAAACUGCUGGGGAGUGGACAAUCUAUCCUUGGAUACACAGCAAUUGCAAUUCACUUGCAGAUAGUGAUCAGCUUCGUCCGAUCUCAAUUCCAGAUAUUCAUCCUGCUAGUGCAGGAAUUACUGAAGGGUUUUCAAUGUGCGGUGGUGAUUUUGUCGAGGUUUACAGUGAUCCGAGCCAAGAAGGAUUAUGGGAUGCAGUUGUCACUUGUUUCUUUCUUGACACUGCCCACAACAUUGUUGAGUAUAUCGAGGUCAUUUCCAAAAUUUUGAAAGAUGAUGGAGUCUGGAUAAACCUGGGCCCAUUACUCUAUCAUUUUGCUGAUAUGUAUAGUCUAGAAGAUGAAAUGUCAAUUGAGCUAAGUCUAGAGGAUGUGAAAAAGGUUGCUUUUCAUUAUGGAUUUGAACUUGAGAAAGAGUCAAUAUUUGAGACAACCUAUACAACUAACCCACGCGCAAUGAUGCAAAACCGCUACUACGCUGCUUUUUGGACGAUGAGAAAGAAAAGAAACAUGGCAGAGCAAGUGUUGCUGCAAUCUCCCAUUGUUUCAAGUGGCCAGAAGGGAAUGUGACAUUAGAGAUAACUGCUUUCGGGGUUGUUAUUAUAAGAUCUAUUCAUAUGUAUACUCAAUUUUGAGAUAUGUAAUUGUUUAUUUCUUUCUGAUUUUUUUGGAAUAACAUUUUUAAUCCUAUUAUAGUAUCUGAUAAAGAUAAUGCUAACAUCCUUGAUUGGUAUGAGACUUGAACCUGCGACUUCCUCUUUGAGAGAUUGACCGUGAUGCUAUCAGACUAAAAGGUAUUUGGUCCAAAUUAAAAAAUUCAGCUAGUUCCUAUAUUUCUUUUUGAUUAGAUAAUUGCUUUUGAUCCUC
Molecule: messenger RNA, 2055 nt
Organism: Cuscuta epithymum
Lineage: Eukaryota; Viridiplantae; Streptophyta; Magnoliopsida; Solanales; Convolvulaceae
Source: the annotation of a GenBank genome assembly